Messenger RNA from Lacerta agilis (Sand lizard), 3478 nucleotides. RefSeq names its product actin related protein 1A (gene ACTR1A). The record is from RefSeq and is a predicted model, not a curated record. Bases 70 to 1200 code for a protein of 376 amino acids. The transcript has 11 exons. NCBI's taxonomy places the organism in Eukaryota, Metazoa, Chordata, Lepidosauria, Squamata, Lacertidae.
GCCUGCGCUGUCGCUUGCUUUGGCAUUGACUGAGGCGGCGGCGGAGGCGGCGGCGCGCGGGCGCUCGCCAUGGAGUCCUACGAUGUGAUCGCGAACCAGCCGGUGGUGAUUGAUAACGGCUCUGGCAUGAUUAAAGCUGGCUUUGCAGGUGAUCAGAUACCCAAGUACUGCUUUCCAAACUACGUUGGCAGACCAAAGCAUGUUCGGGUUAUGGCUGGAGCUUUGGAAGGUGACAUUUUCAUUGGACCAAAAGCAGAGGAGCACAGAGGCCUUCUUUCCAUCCGCUACCCUAUGGAGCACGGCAUAGUGAAGGACUGGAAUGACAUGGAACGCAUUUGGCAAUACGUGUACUCAAAAGACCAGCUCCAGACCUUCUCUGAAGAGCAUCCCGUACUCCUGACGGAGGCUCCCCUGAACCCACGCAAGAACCGUGAAAGAGCAGCUGAAGUUUUCUUUGAAACCUUUAAUGUGCCAGCCCUCUUCAUCUCCAUGCAAGCUGUGCUUAGCCUUUAUGCGACAGGGCGAACUACGGGAGUGGUGUUGGACUCUGGGGAUGGGGUCACCCACGCGGUUCCUAUUUACGAAGGCUUUGCCAUGCCCCAUUCCAUUAUGCGGAUUGACAUAGCCGGCCGUGAUGUCUCUCGUUUCCUUCGUCUUUAUCUCCGGAAGGAAGGCUACGACUUCCACACGUCAUCUGAAUUUGAAAUCGUCAAAACCAUCAAAGAGCGGGCCUGUUACCUGUCAAUAAACCCGCAGAAGGAUGAGACAUUAGAAACUGAGAAAGCUCAGUACUACCUUCCAGAUGGAAGCACCAUUGAGAUUGGCCCCGCCCGAUUCCGAGCCCCUGAGUUGUUGUUCCGGCCAGAUCUGAUUGGGGAGGAGUGCGAGGGGCUGCACGAAGUCCUGGUUUUUGCCAUUCAGAAGUCUGAUAUGGACUUGAGGCGGACACUCUUCUCCAACAUUGUUCUCUCUGGAGGCUCAACACUCUUCAAAGGUUUUGGUGAUAGGCUUCUGAGUGAAGUGAAGAAACUGGCCCCCAAGGAUGUCAAAAUCAGGAUAUCUGCUCCUCAAGAGAGAUUAUAUUCCACAUGGAUUGGAGGCUCCAUCUUGGCUUCACUGGACACAUUUAAGAAAAUGUGGGUUUCGAAGAAAGAAUAUGAGGAAGAUAGUUCCCGGGCAAUCCAUCGAAAAACCUUCUAGCCUGGUAGCAUUCUGGGGUCUCCUUGGAGCGUCGUUCCUGUUCUCGGCUCGCUUUCCUGAGUCAGUGUCUGAGGAGCUCCCCGCUGGUGUGUAUGUGUAUGGGUAGAUGAGUGCCAGCAUGCCCUGGACUUUCCCUAGGGGAGGGAAGGCUGGGGUUUUGGCUUGACUUUUGAUUGGUUUUGCAGGUGGCAAGUGAGAAAUUGGAAUGAACCUGUGGGCAAGCUCUGUUCCUUUUUCAGCUGGCCCAUAGACUUUUGUUUUGGGGGUGGGGAGGGGAGUACAUUUGUGUCACAGAAGAUGGCAAGUAUGGCUGUGGAACUGAGCAACUUAGCAGGAUGAAAAUGAGAGUGCGGCAAAGCAGCCAGUGCAUAGGGCUCCCAAUGACUGGUGGAAGAACAUGGGCCACGUUGAAGGUCCAUCAUGGAACUCUGAGCACAGCAACUGACUACGAUCCAGUUCCUCUCAGUUGCUCAGCAGUGGUUUUUUUAGAUGGCCAAUUCAUCGCCUCCCCCCUGUACUUUUAGAAUUCUCCUGCACACAAAAGAUAAGCACAUUCCAAGCUGUUACAAACCCAUUUACGGCUGUGUGUGUGUGUGUGUGUGUGUGUGUGUGUGAGAGAGAGAGAGAGAGAGAGAGAGAGAGAGAGAGAGAGAGAGAGAAUCUGUAGUAUGGUGUGUGAGAAUCUGGACCACAACAGGAUGGUUGGAGCAGUUAAUUUUAGGAACUAGUUUGUAAUGCAUGGUGUAGAACAGAAACACCCUUCCCUUUUUAUUCUAGACAGUCCUUGCAUUGGCAUCUGGAGAUGAGACAGUCGUCUGUCAUGCAGCCAAGUGCCCAGGGCCACUCUGCAAUGUGGCCUCAUUCUCUUUUCCUUCUGCCAAGCCCCUCCCCUGCCUCAUGUGUGUUCUCACGGUUUACAGUGUUCAUUCUUUCCGAAAGGCCGAGGCUUUAUGCCCACGUCACAGUCCCCGCACAAAGGGGCUAUUCAGCCACGCUUGCUGGGAAGCCCCGUAAUUGCUCUUCGAAUUUAUUUAUUGAAAGCUUUUGGUGGUAACUGAUCUACUAACUGGGCCCAAAGUUAGUUUCCCCCAUUUUUAUCUGUCCUGCUAUCUACUACACGUCCUGUUUUAACAUGUGCACCGGCACUGGGAAUACCAUACUUGCUUAGUAGUGUUGGGUCAGUCCUGCAACUAUCCCCACUCCUUAGAGUACCCUGUUAAUUUUGGAGUGGCUGUUUCCAUGAAUGCACCGCAGGAUGAAACAACAAACUCUGUUAAAACACUAGGAGUUGAGUAAGGCCUCCAGAGGGAGGCUGUCAUCCCAGAGUUAAUUGUUAAGUCCUUUGACUGCUUCGGUACUGCUACAGAAAUGGAAUGGAAAAAUAAUCUUGCUUUGAAUCAUUUUUUUAAUUCUUUUUUUAAAUAUACACAUUUGGUGCUUCUUAUUGUAAAGGGUUAUUUUUGUUGUUGUUUUAAUGCUGCUGCUGAAAACCAAAUAUUUUACAUUCUUGGCCAAUUAAGUGUUAGAAGAUGAGACAGCAGGAAACAAGCAUUUUGUCUCUCUGUGGGCAACUGUUGGAAGAGAAAUCUCAAUAGGAAGCGAGAGUGCAGGGACUCAAGAAAUCCAAGGUGGAGGCAAAGUAUUGUCCUGUUUGUUACCACUGAUUGAUUUUGAAUGUGGACCCCUUGUGCUUUGGCUGCAAACUUCAAUUUUGCCCUUCAACUCAUCAGCUUUCUCAGAAAAUAUCAUGAGGAUUAGAAUAGGCCAUUUAGUUUGUUAAGAGCAGCCUGAGACCCUUCAGUGCUCAAAGCUGCAGUUGUUGUCUGGCCUCAGGGAUGGGGACACCUCAUAACCUCUCCUACACAAUAGAUAGGUGUUAAAAUACAGUGAAAAUUUUGUGUAAUAUGCAACACACACACCAGUGUUAAGAAAACUUGCAAAUAAAAAUGUGAGGUGAUAACUGUGACAGUAUAAGCUUUCCUUGUCCUUCAGUCCCUUCCUAAUUGUAAAAGCAGGUGUGCCCUUAGGAAGAGUAGCUGCAUUGGAAGUUUUAGGCUUCUCUAUUAGAAUAACAGGCUUACACUUGGAAAGAAAGUAAAUGUAUAUCUGAGCUAAGCAAGAAUUGAUCCACAACCAUCUUUCCUCCAUUCUUUCCAGGACACCCCUUUUUUUUUGCACCAGUGCUUUCCCUGGGAAAACGUGCUCUUUAGCAACCUGAGUUAACGUUUGCGCCGAUUGAGCACUAAAGAGCAGGUUUCUGCAGGAAAAGCUACAGGGC